UGGGGCAAGUGCUUGGCAGGCCCGUCUUCAUAUUUGGACGUUUUCCCGUGCUCUCCCUCCUCCAGGCAUUUCUCGUUCGUUAUCCUUCGUCAGCCUUUCACUCGUUACCUGCAAUAAAUAAUUUCUUCUCCUUAAUCCAGGCGGCUCCGGUCUGUCGCAUGUAGAAAGUGGACCUCAAAGUCGAAUAUUUUUUUUGUAUUAUUAUUUCUUCGUGCUAUGGUCGAUCACUCAACAUCAUGAGGUUACCUUCAUCAUGGGUAGCUACGGCGGUUCUCUGCACGCUUGCAGGUCAAGGUGCUCGUGCAGCCAUCAGUUUGGACCUAGCAUCAACGGAGUCAAUCAAGAAAGCGGCGAGCACUGUAGCAUAUGAUUUGAUGCGCUACUACACGGGGAACAACACAGGUGAUGUGCCAGGAAAUCUACCUGAUCCUUAUUAUUGGUGGGAGGCUGGAGCUAUGUUCGGGAGCAUGAUAAACUACUGGUACUACACAAACGACACCACUUACAACGACGUCACUAAGCAAGCACUUCUUCAUCAAGUCGGCGAGGAAAACGACUACAUGCCGAAUAAUCAGACCAAGACGGAAGGAAAUGACGAUCAAGGGUUCUGGGGCAUGGCUGCAAUGACAGCAGCAGAGACGAGAUUCCAAGAUCCUCCUUCCACACAACCGGGCUGGCUUGCACUUGCUCAAGGGGUGUUUAACACACAAGCAGCAAGGUGGGAUAACAAAACCUGUGGUGGGGGACUUCGAUGGCAAAUUUAUAGCUGGAAUCAGGGAUAUAACUACAAGAACAGUAUCUCGAAUGGCUGUUUCUUCAAUUUGGCGGCAAGGUUAGCCUUAUAUACUGGAAAUACGAUGUAUUCAGAUUGGGCGGUCAAGACAUGGGACUGGGUUUCUGGUGUAGGACUGUUGUCACCGGCUUAUGAGGUCUUUGAUGGAGCGCAAAAUACGGAUAAUUGCACGGCAAAGGAUCAUACAAGGUGGACAUAUAAUGCGGGAAUCUAUCUUCUCGGAAGUGCAGCGAUGUAUAAUCAUACCAACGGCAGCGCAAUAUGGCGUGAACGCGUCAUGGGCCUGCUGAACUCCUCCGAGGUCUUCUUUGUCAACGGCACCAUGUACGAACCUUGCGAGUCCGGUAUAAAGGGAUGUAACGUAGAUCAACGAUCAUUCAAAGCCUACUUCGCACGUUCCCUCGCCGCCACCGCGGAACUCGCGCCAUUCACACACUCCAUAAUCAUGCCAAAGCUCGCCAGCUCUGCCGCAGCGGCGAUAAAGACCUGCACCGCGGGAAACAGUGGCACCCAAUGCGGACUGAAGUGGACAACCGGAGCGAACGAUGGGAGUCUGGGGGUAGGGGAGCAAUUGGCCGUUCUGGAGGUGGUCCAGAGUAACCUCGUUGAUGGAGCUCCGGGGUGGGUAAGUGCUGUUCGCGGAACGGGAACGAGUAAGGGGGAUGUCAAUGCAGCGAAUGGAUCAACACACAGUGAAGAAUCCCUGAUCAUGGGACGGGUGACGACGGCAGAUAGGGUUGGCGCUGGCAUUGUAACAGCAUUGGUUCUGUUGGGAGUUACCUGUGGAUGUGUUACUAUGGUAGUAGGGUAAUAAAUGAUUUAAUCCAUGUUUUAGCUGUAUUGCCUUGGUUCCGCUCUAUAGGUAGAGAUGGAAGGAAGUUGAUCCAGAUUCGUAAAGGGACUGACUGCUAGGUAGAAGAAUAACCUUGCUUUUAUAUCUCAG
Messenger RNA from Amorphotheca resinae ATCC 22711, 1736 nucleotides. Its product is annotated as glycoside hydrolase family 76 protein. The record is from RefSeq and is a predicted model, not a curated record. Lineage: Eukaryota; Fungi; Ascomycota; Leotiomycetes; Helotiales; Amorphothecaceae. The coding region runs from base 237 to 1604 and encodes 455 amino acids. Gene Ontology annotation, molecular function: mannan endo-1,6-alpha-mannosidase activity. The transcript is spliced from 3 exons. Gene Ontology annotation, biological process: fungal-type cell wall biogenesis; carbohydrate catabolic process.